Molecule: messenger RNA, 2685 nt
Organism: Plasmodium adleri (nom. inval.)
Lineage: Eukaryota; Apicomplexa; Aconoidasida; Haemosporida; Plasmodiidae
Product: mitogen-activated protein kinase 1
Exons: 1
Coding region: 1-2685 (894 amino acids)
Biological process (GO): protein phosphorylation; intracellular signal transduction
Cellular component (GO): nucleus; cytoplasm
Molecular function (GO): ATP binding; MAP kinase activity
Source: RefSeq, a predicted model, not a curated record
AUGCCUAAAGAAGAUUGCAAGACAGAAAAGAAUAUAGACAGUAUUGAUGAGAAUGUAUUAAAAAAGUAUGAUAUUUUAAAAAAGGUUGGUAAAGGAGCUUAUGGUGUUGUAUUUAAAGGUAGAUGUAAGAAAAAUAGAAAUAUUGUGGCUGUGAAGAAAAUAUUUGGAGCAUUUCAAAAUUGUACGGAUGCUCAAAGAACAUUUAGAGAAAUAAUAUUUUUGUAUGAGUUAAAUGGACAUGAUAAUAUAAUAAAAUUAAUGGAUGUUAUAAAAGCAAAGAAUGAUUAUGAUAUAUAUCUUAUAUUUGAUUUUAUGGAAACAGAUUUGCAUGAAGUGAUAAAAGCAGAUUUAUUAGAAGAUAUACAUAAGAAAUAUAUAAUAUAUCAAUUAUUAAGAGCUUUAAAAUAUAUUCAUUCUGGAGGUUUAUUACAUAGAGAUAUAAAACCAUCAAAUAUAUUAGUAAAUUCAGAAUGUCAUAUAAAAGUAGCAGAUUUUGGAUUAGCAAGAACUAUUUCAACACAUAUCAAUGAAAAUAAAAUACAUGUACUAACAGAUUAUGUAGCUACUCGAUGGUAUAGAGCUCCUGAAAUUUUAUUGGGUAGUACGAAUUAUUCUCAAGGUGUUGAUAUGUGGUCCCUUGGUUGUAUCAUGGGGGAAUUAUUAUCUGGAAAGCCUUUAUUUACAGGCAAUUCAACAAUGAAUCAAUUAGAGAAAAUAAUACAAGUAAUAGGAAAACCUGAUAAAAAGGAUAUAGAAGAUAUUCGAUCAUCUUUUGCUGAGACAAUAAUUUCUUCUUUUGUAGAUUUAAAAAAAAAAAAUUUAAAAGAUAUAUGUUAUAAGGCUUCUAACGAAUCCUUAGAUUUAUUACAACAGUUGUUACAGUUUAAUCCAUCCAAAAGAAUAAGCGCAGAAAAUGCCCUUAAACAUAAAUAUGUUGAAGAAUUUCAUUCAAUUAUUGAUGAACCUAUAUGUAGACACAUUAUCACAGUUCCCAUUAAUGAUAAUGCUAAAUAUAAAGUUAAUUUCUAUAGAGAUAUUGUUUAUUUUAUUAUUAUGCGCAAGAAAAAAAUUUACUCUAAUGCACUCAAACAAGCAGAAAAAUAUAAAAAACAUGAAAAGAAAGAUGAAUGUUAUAAAAGGGAGAAGCAUAAAAAAAAAAAAGCUACAGUUCAAAAUAAUAAGGUACAUAUGAAGGAUAAAGAAUAUAACCAUCAGAUGAUAUGUUCACAAGGGAAUCCACAUGAAGAUAUAAAGGAUGACCAGAAAAAAUAUAAAAUUUAUGAAGAAACUCAUGUCGAUACAACAAAACAAAUGGAUUGUCUCAACAUAGACCAUGUGUUUCAUAAUAGCAGUGAUAUAUCUUAUGAUGAUAAGAGGGAAAAAACAAAAUUGGAAUCAGUAUACAAGGAAAUAAAAAAAAAAAAAAAGGAUAGAAUGAAAAAUGUUCAUUGUAAGGAUGAAAAAAGGGAAGUAUUUUAUGAGGAUAGAAAAAAGGAGAGCUUAACGAAUUUUACUACAACAACGACGGUUAGUAAAAGUGAUGAUGAAGAAAUGGAGAUGAGUCAGAUGGAAAUAAGAGGACCAAUAAAAGAACAAAUAAAAGGACAAAUGGAAGGACAAAUAAAAGAACAUAUGGUAGGACAAAUAAAAGAACAUAUGGUAGGACAUAUAAAAGAACAAAUGGAAGAACAAAUCAAGGUGAUUCAAAAUAAUAUUAGUAAGAUUUCCAUAGACAGUAAUACAAUCAGUAGCACUAUCAGUGGGACUGAACCUAAUAGUAGACAUAAUUUUAAUAAUAAAAAAAUUGUUGAAUCUUUUAAUACUAAAGAAAGAAAAAAUAAUGACACAUUGUUUCAUGCUAAUAAGAAGUUUAUAUUUUCUAAAGAAAAAAAUAAGAUUAAAAAUUAUAACUUAGAAAAAAAAAAUUCAAAAUAUAAGGCAUCUUCUGGUUUUAAAAAAAAAUCAUAUGAAAAAGAAAAAAAUACUCACCAUUAUUUUGAAACCAAAUGUAGUAGGACCCCAUCAGGGAAGAAUUAUAAUCAUUCUAUGGAGGAUGGAAGUAAUAAAAAAUAUGAGGAUGGAAGUAGUAAAAAAUAUGAGGAUGGAAGUAGUAAAAAAUGUGAGGAUGGAAGUAGUAAAAAAUAUGAGGAUGGAAGUAGUAAAAAAUAUGAGGAUGGAAGUAGUAAAAAAUAUGAGGAUGGAAGUAGUAAAAAAUAUACAAGUAGUAGUAAUAAAAAAUAUAUACAUAAUAAUAACCAUUUUAAUAAUAAUCAUUGUCACUAUAGUCGUAGAGGCUCUUUGAAAAGCCUAAACAAAGAAGAAGAUAGCUGCCCCCAAAGAACAUGCAAGAAUACAGAAAAAUUACAUUUACCUACUGUAAUAAAUAAAAGCACAAGACCGUUGAAUACUUUAUCUCGCAAUUAUUAUAAUAAAGACGAAGAAAAAAAAUAUAUGAGCAAUAGUAAGUUAAAAAAAGAAGUAAAGAAAAAAAUAUGGAGACAUCUUAUAGAUAAUGAGAAUAAAAAAAGUCAAGAUAUGAUAGAUUAUGAUUAUAAUCAUAUAGUAAAUAAGACAGAAAAGAUUCAUAGCAAGAUUAAUUUUAAAUAUGAUGAGAAAAAGAAAACGGAGGAGAAAUCUGUUUCAAAUACGGAACGAAAAAGAUAUCAUGAUACUAAUACCAUUUAA